Molecule: messenger RNA, 6228 nt
Organism: Pocillopora meandrina
Lineage: Eukaryota; Metazoa; Cnidaria; Anthozoa; Scleractinia; Pocilloporidae
Source: the annotation of a GenBank genome assembly
AUGGCGUUUGCUGAUCUGUUCCUAGGAGCUUUGAGUUUACCAGUAUACAUUUACGAUGUCGGGUAUGAGUUCCACCUAUGGACCACGUUCGUUGGAAACUUAUGGACCUACAAGCCUAUCUUAAUUCCCUACAUGAUCGUUGACACAGCUUUCUCGCAGGCCUCUCUUAUUUCUGCAGUGUUCAUAACGUGUGAAAGAUUUUACGCCAUACGUUGGCCGUUUAAGCAUCGAAACUUAUCGACACAAGCAUAUCGCAUUGCCAUAUUUUCAGUGUGGGUACUGGCUCUCCUUAUUUCCGCAACCAUGACCGGUUCAAACCUAUUAUUUUCUUACAAGUACACUGUGUUUUUUUGGGGGCCGUACACUUUGAUUCUAAUUUUAAUCACAUGUGGCUGUAACAUUGGCAUUUGGCAAAAGUUUCAAACUGCAAGAGUCGCCGCUUCACAUCAAGAAAGCCGAGACUUACAAAACAAGCGCUUAACAAAGACUUUGUUAAUUGUAUCUGGCCUUACUUUACUCGCUUGGCUGCCGUUAGUUUUGUUAAACUUUCUAAUGUUUGUUUGGGUUUUCCAUGUACCAAGACGAUUUUAUGAUAUGGUAAACCUUUUCAACUACUUUAACUCCUUUGUCAAUCCAAUUUUUUACGCAUUAAGAAUUGCUGAGUUUCGACGAGCACUGGCUUUAUGUUGUACAGGAAGACAUGUACAAGCAGCUGUAAACACAAAGCUUUCUAAAAGAAGGAAAGAGAGGCACAGAAGGACCGCUGAGUUUAGUGAUGACCUGGCUUUCGAACAGAAUGUUCUGGAUACCAAAAUGUAAAACAUAUAAUUCAAACACUAGCUGGAACUCGAUUAAAAUGAAAUAGGUAGAACAGGAGCUGAAUAUUUUAAUGUCAGGAAGUCGAAGUUAAAAACCUAGUAAUGCCUCUCAAAUGAUGGAAAUGACAACAGUAGUGUUAAGUAAAAAUUGUUCAAAUAAAUGAGACAUAUAAUUAGGCACUAUUCGUGUACAUUUAAGUCAGCAAUACAUGACAGGAUAAAAACUGUGUCUUAGUUGACGACUUCAAGGGUCAUUACCGGUCAGGUAUAUUUUCUAAAGUAACCAGAACUUCAGAAACAGCAAAAAAGGAAGAAAAAUGACUCUUUGAGUCGCAGAAAAGCGCGAAAUAUAAUUAUGAUAUUAGGUUGUAGAUUUAUUCCAUUUUAGGGAAACAGCUUCGUCAGCUCUUAUGACAUGAAGCCCUCUGCUUUACUGUUUUAUUUUUCAUCGUGUUUUAUAGUUGUUUGUUUUCUGUCUUUUUCAUUGUUGAUUCACCUCAGUAAAAUUGACGGGAAGGCUGGCUCUUUGCCCGAUGGUAGUAAACAAGAUAAUAGUUUGCCAGUUUCUCCCAUUGAUUGCUGACUCACACGGAGAAAUGCUUGCUCAUUUACACAUAAUACUAAGUGAGGACUUUCUAUUUCUCGUUAAAUAUACUAUACAAGGCAGAAAAGUACUAUAAAACAUUUUAAUUUGCAUGAUAAAGGAUUUGUAAAGAUAAAGAGCUCGAACAGAUGUACCAAAGAUGUCUGCACAAAGACACCUUAUGGUAUAGGGUACGAUCACAAAAGAAACAGUUCAAAACAUAAACUAUAAGAUAAAUAUACGAUUACUAUAAGAUUAGUAUACGAUCAUGUGGUAAAAACAAAAAAGUGACACACGAGGCAGAGGCGAGGAUGUCAUUAAUCACGUUCUUGCCUUAUUUUGACAUCUUCUGUAAUCUAUUACUGUAGAGAUCCACAGCAACGUGUAAUAUAAUUGUCAUAUAUGACAACCAACCAAUCAAGAUGCAUGUAUCAUUCAUUUUAUCGCUUCGAUAUUCAUAUGCAGUUGUUAAAAUUUGAAGUGGAAAAAAUAAUUCCUACUUAUCUUUACAUUGAAAUGUAAAUCUCACCAUUUCAAGGACUCACGCUGACGCAUAUGCAUUACGUAUGGGUAGUGAAGCGAUGAAAACUCCUAACCAGGAUGGGGAAUUAACCUAGCUAGAAUCGAGAGAUGUUGUGUAUAAACAGAAGACAUCAAUUUUUUGAACGUGUGUGAAAAAAAAGUUAUUGCCGUCAGAUGAUAUUCUACAUAUGCCAAAUUUUUGGCAGGUAUUUAUGUUUGAGGUUUUUAGGAAACUUUUCAUAAAUUAAACGAAUACGGAGGGACAGAUGUUCCAAGCUUUUCGAACACGUCCUGGAGGCUAGGAAAGUAGACCGAAAUAAAACUUUUGAUAACUUACACUUUCAAUAGUUGCUUGAAAAAGCUUGAAUUUACGGAAGGUUCCAGAGGAAAUAUAUCCUUAGAUAAACUAUUUGAACAUGUGUCAAUAAAAAAUAGCAUUACAGGAAGACAGUUUCUACUCUCUACCCGUUACCUUAAAUAUCACGAAUAUAUCAAUGGCUUUCUGAAGGAUGAAACUGUCAGCAAGUUAGAGAUUGAUUGGAGACCGUCAAGAAAAGCAGUUGGUAAUACAGUCAAACCUGUAUUUAACGGGGUAUGGCGGAUUGACCGCUUAAAUCAGGUUGACCGCUUAAAUACAGGCUCCACAGAAUAGAGAAGUUAUAAAAAACGAUAAAAAACGCCAUUUUAUGUCAUAAGUGACAACCAAGAGAAUAUUUUUACAUUCUUUUGCAGACCACUUCAUGUAAAAAAUAUUACCAACAUUGAUUUCGGGGGAAAUAAAUGGAUGAAAUUUUGCUUGAAAGAGAAAUCUUCGCUUAGUUUGAGCUGUACGGUUCCGCUCUCAGUGACCGUUCAAUACAAGUGGAAAAUAGUACAAACAAGCCGCAAGGACUCAGGGAAGGGUGAGCACAACCGCUUAAUAGAGAUGACGCUUAAUAGAGCUGACAAAUUACAGUAGUAAAGGGCAACAAAUUUCGGGACUUUGAAAACCAACCGUUAGAUACAGGGUGACCGCUUAAUACGGUGCCGCUUUAUACAUGCAGGUUGGACUGUACACGGCUUUCCAAAUUGAGCUUGAGACGCUUCAAAGCUAACGGUUGAAGAAUAAUUCAACCGAGGGAGGAUUUAACGACCUGAAGAGGCUAAAAAAGGAAAAAAAAACACAGCACUUCAGUGCAGUGCAAUUGAUAUUUUUUGGCAAAGAUGCGCUCAAAAUUUGAUUGUAGAGCGUUGAUUUUCUUCCCAGAAUUUCCGCAGCAUCGAGUAUUUUUAUAUUGCGCCUACAUCUGUUGACUCACGCAACGGAUAUCGCUGAGAAUGAGAGACUGCUUGACGACUUAGGUCGGUCUUCUGUGUCAUAAAGGUGGUAACCAAUGGCCAACUUAACUUCGUCGAAACUCUCACCGAUAGGUGAGUUUUUUGGUAAAGGGGUCGGUUUCAGUUUCUAAAGAAACUAUGGUUCCGGGAGGGGGAAGGAAUUAUAUGAUAAUUUGGUUUUAGCAACUGAGUUGAUCAUGUGAAUUGGCCACCAUAGAGAGUUUGUUAAGCUGACGUUCCGAACGUAACGUCAGCUGUUAUUCAGAGCGAAAUGAGUUUAGUAGUAGGCACGCAAGUGGGGAAAUUUUCAGACUUUCCGGUCAGAGAUACAGGCAUAGGAGGAAAUGGAACCUUUUCACAGCGCUCUAUGACCCUAUGACCUUUUUAUUCUUUCUGAUGCUCGCUGGUUCUCCUGUGAUAGAGGACAUUCCUCACAACUGAACAAUUAGUGGUUUAUAUUGACAGAUAUUCUGAAUACUCCUACGUUUGCUCUUUGUAGGUAAAUAUGUUGUUUUUCAUAUUUCACAUUUACCCCUGAACACCAGUCUUAUCAAUGAUGGAGGGUGGAGAAUUUUGAGGGGGAUCACAUGGUUUUAUCGAGCAGUGGAGGGGGGUCAGUCGUCAACAACAAAGUUAUAAGGGGGGAGGGGGGACUACAGAAAGUAAUUAAUUUUCCAUUUCAUUAUUCGUUUCCCGUUGUUUCUUUCAUUUUUAACGGUAAUGAUUAAAGGUUCCGAAUGAAUAGCAGCGGAUCAGUUUGUAAAGCUUGAACGUUGAAGUUAGACAACGUAAAUUGAUUGCUCUCGACUUUUCGGAUACUUAAUGGAAAUUCAACAUCGACCAGUAAUCGAAUAUAAUGCACAACUCACGUCACUGCGUGACCUCAUAUCCUCUCCAAAAGGACACUGUCACUCAAUCAAUCAGUGAUUGCAUAUAAACAAGUUAUACAUAUUUUCUUAUUUCUUUUACCAACCAAUUUACUUCGAACAUCUUAAUUAAAAAGAGUAGUGUGACAUUACAUAUUUACCGGAUCUUUUACCAAAUUAAAUGGAUGUGAUUUGCACGGUUCAUUUAAGCGAUAAUCGUGCCGUAAAACCAGACUAAUAUCUUCGACGCUCACACUCAAGAAUUUAAUAUUUAUUUAUUAGCUGUUCCGCACUUGGGAGAUAUAUUCCGACAAACAAAAUACAAACAAUGAUUACGGUUACACAUUUCAUUAGAUUUCGUCUGUUUUAUUAGUUUAAUUGCAGACAAUACGAUCGGGAAAGGAAUAUGCCGACAGAAACAUCUGCAAUUAUUUUACCGUAAGCUUUUUGCUUAAAACUUUCCUUUCAUAAAUGUAAAUAUUUUGUAAAUUUCUGGCAUUGAUGUCGUCCGUCAUCAUUGAAUGAUUUGAAUGAUAAAAUGGAAAAAAAUGAACGAAAAAAAUGGUAAGAUGCAAAUGUAUCAGAAUAUUUGUAUUGUUGUUCCGCAGGUAAAAGUUUCAAAUGCACCAAAAUGUUUUUAAUGUAGGUGAAAAAUCAAGUGAUCUGCAUCCUGUUUAACAAAUAGAUCGAUUCGUUUUAGGAUGAUCUACUUAACAGCCUUUAUAAAAUAAUACAUAACUAGAAAGUGACGACGAUUGUGUCAAUAAUUGGCCACGGAAUAGUUUGAGAGACCAGUGGUACAUACUCGGUAAAAAUUGACCGAAGUAUUACCCUCCUCCCCCCCCCCCUCCUCUCCCAAAUAACCUUUUUUUUAAUAAGCGGCACUCUACCAAGGGAAAUUAACAAAGAGAAAAGAACAUCUGCUGUUUCUGUCAUCAAUAGGGUGUCACAGUGGAGCGUUUGCAUUCGUAAUUGGUCAGUGAACAGUAAAAAGGAACACAACAUUUGUUGCAACCUGGCUUCUUCAUUGUUACCUCAGAAUCAUCUCAAAAUGACCAAUAUGUCUUCGUCGACUUCUGCUGGUGUCAGCCGACGAAACGAUACAAAUGAUGUAUAUGAUGGCACUCAGGGGGAAGGCAUUGCAUUGUGCAGCGCUUUAACGCUAACAUUUAUUCUAGUUGUCGUGGGAAACUUACUCACCAUAGUUGUUUUUGCGAAGAACAAAAAUAUUCGCAAGAAAUAUUUGUUACUAGUUGUCAACAUGGCGUUUGCUGAUCUGUUCUUAGGAGCUUUGAGUUUACCAGUAUACAUUUACGAUGUUGGGUAUGUUUUCCACCUAUGGACCACGUUCGUUGGAAACUUAUGGACCGACAAGCCUAUCUUAAUUUCCUACAUGAUCGUUGACACAGCUUUCUCGCAGGCCUCUCUUAUUUCUGCAGUGUUCAUAACGUGUGAAAGAUUUUACGCCAUACGUUGGCCGUUUAAGCAUCGAAACUUAUCGACACAAGCAUACCGCAUAGCUAUUUUCCUAGUGUGGGUACUAGCUUUCCUUAUUUCCGCAACCGUGACCGGUUCAUACCUAUUAUUUUCUUACAAGUACACUAUGUUUUUUUGGGGGCCAUACACUUUGAUUCUCAUUUUAAUCACAUGUGGCUGUAAUAUUGGUAUCUGGAAAAAGUUUAAAACUGGAAGAGUCGCCGCUUCACAUCAAGAAAGCCGAGAAUUUCAAAACAAGCGCUUAACAAAGACUUUGUUAAUUGUAUCUGGCCUUACUUUACUCGCUUGGCUGCCGCUAGUUUUGUCAAACUUUCUAAUGGAUGUAUGGUUUUUCCAUGUACCAAGACGAUUUUAUGAUAUGGUAAACCUUUUCAACUACUUCAACUCCUUUGUCAAUCCAAUUUUUAACGCAUUAAGAAUUGCUGAGUUUCGACGAGCACUGGCUUUAUGUUGUACAGGAAGACAUGUGCAAGCAGCUGUAAACACAAAGCUUUCUAAAAGAAGGAAAGAGAGGCACGGAACGACUGAGUUUAGUCGUGAACUGGCUCUUGAACAAGAUGUUAUGGAUACUGAGAUUAGUCAUGAAGUGGCUUUUGAACAGAAUGUUAUGGAUACCAAAAUGUAA